Cicer arietinum (chickpea) is the source of this 581-nucleotide messenger RNA. RefSeq lists its product as uncharacterized. NCBI's taxonomy places the organism in Eukaryota, Viridiplantae, Streptophyta, Magnoliopsida, Fabales, Fabaceae. The record is from RefSeq and is a predicted model, not a curated record.
UAUUUCUUCUCCCACUUAAUUCUCCAAGUUGCCUCAACAAUCCUCUCCUCUCAUCUUUUCCUUUCUCUUUUUUACACGCUAGUUUUGAUCAUACAAACCCAUCAAGUUGUUUCACGACACAGUUAAAGAGGCCAGACACAUAGCAAGCUUCUAAAACCAACCUAGAUAGUAGACAGAGACAACACAAGGACAAAAGAAGGUAGAAGAGGAAGAUGUGUUUAGUGUUUGUGUGUGGACAAGAUGAGAGAGUGGUGUCAAGGCAGCCAGCACCUGGGUCGUGUCCUUAUUGUGGAGGGAUGAUUCAGGCUGUGGACGUAGAUAGCAACUGGAAUUUCUGCUUCCUACCUCUGUACCAUAAGACCAAGCGUAGGCACUAUUGCACCAUGUGUGCCAGAAAACUCAUGGUUCAAGGAAAAACCUGAUCUUAGGUUAGAACCAUUUUCCCCGUUUUCACUUUGUACGACGACUUGUAAAUAGAUAUAUACGAUAAGAGUUUAGCUAUUAAGACUAGACCUACUAGGAUAUUUGUAUCACUAUUGUGCACAAAACAUAAUAUAUGAGUUUCAGAUAGAUUAAAGUAA